AUGGUGAGCCGGGGCCCGGGCCCCCGCCUGCUCCCGGCCUCGGACAGCAGCGACGGCGAGCCGGGGGCAGGCCUCGCCCUGGACAUGAAGUACACGCUGGACGCUGGACGCCAGGUGAAGAAGAGGAACAAGGCCCUGCAGGUGCGCUUCAAGGACAUCUGUGAGGCCCAGAGCGAGCAGCUGGGAGCGCGCCAGGCCCGACCCCCGGGCCGCCGGCCUCCGGAGGGGGACGAGGGGUCGGCCGGACGCCGGGAGGACCGACCCGCGGCCCAGAGAGCGGCCUACCGCAAGUACCUGACCGUGCCAGCCCGCCGGGCCAUCCCCAACGUGACCCGCAGCACCGGCGUCCAGACCUCCCCGGACCUACGCGUCGGCUAUCAGACCUUCCCCCUUGACCGCAAGAAGGCGGGUGGCGGACAGGGGGCCGCAGCUGCCCCCUUCCGGGGCCCCGCCCUCGGCUUCCUGCUGGACGUGCGCGACAAGAGGGCUGGCAGACAGCGGACGGCGGCCCUCAUCUCCCCGCCGCCCGGGCCCGCGGCCUACCCCCAAGCCGGGUUGGACGCAGCCGAAGGAGGCGCGGACCUCGCCCCGGGCCCCUCCGAGUCCUCGGCCACCACCAGGCUGUUCGAGACAGAGGUGGUGCCCGGGCCCGGCUCGCCGGACUCCGAGGGUGAGGGGCCCGGGGCCCCGGAGGACCCGCCCGUCCUGCAGGUCAACGGGGCGGCGGAGGCGGGUGCCGGGGGGCGGACCUGCGGGCCGCAGGCCGAGGCCCGGCCCUCCACCGCCCACGGCCCACUCGGGGCCCACGGUUCAUCUCCCGCGGACGCCCGGCCCGAGACGCCGGCCCCGGCGGCCGGCACGGAAGUGGGAGAUCUGAAAGCCCAGCUGCAGACCAUGGAGACCCUGAUCAGCUCCAGCCAGGAGACCAUCAAAGUGCUGCUGGGCGUCAUCCAGGAGCUGGAGAAGGGGGAGGCCCACAGGGAAGGGCUUUCAUAUCGGACUGGCCAAGACACUGCUAACUGUGACACAUGCAGAAACAGUGCUUGUAUUAUCUAUAGUGUGGAGCUGGACUUCAAACAGCAGGAAGACAAACUCCAGCCGGUCCUGAGGAAACUGCACCCGAUGGAGGGCGCUCAGGUCACCUCGUUGCCUUACCCGCCGGACAGCGGCUCCUCCACGCCCAAGCAAAAAUCCAAAACCGAACCCAAAAAGCCCGGCCGAUGGAAACUCUGGUUCCUUUAGCCCUUCCCUUCCCCUUCCCCCCAUUUCUUCCCCUGCCCCGGGGGCGGGGGCCACCACGGCCCGGGCCUUCCAGGAAAAACGCUUGGAGCCAAAUGGGCGCCCACCUGGAGAGGCCGGGAUCCGCCGACCCCGAGAGGGAAGGGAGCGGCGGGUCCGUGAACCAACAAGGCCUUUGUCCCCAGCGAGCACCGGAUGGACGGUAGGACGGAUUGACAGGCGGAAAGAAGGAUGGACUCGGACCUGGCGCCCUCCCUCCGCCGCUCCCCGUCGAGGGACGGGAUGUCAGCGUCGGCGCUCCCAGAGUCCAGUGUGGCAAGCAAAGACCUCUUCCCCCCGCCGGCCUUCACGGGGUCCCACCCACGCCCCCAUCCCGGCCCCCACCCCGACCCCCGCCAGAGGCUGGCCUUCUCGCCGCCGCGAAAAUCCCACCAUCGUCUUCAAGCCUUUAGUUUUCUGAAAUCCAGAAAAGAAGAGAGGGCAAGCCUUACGUUUGCCGGGGACUUCAUUUCUACCUUUAAUUUUGCAAAAUACACAGGGGGUGAGUGCAGUUUUCAGCACCCAAAAUCCUGAAGAAAGCACAAUCUUUUUUCACGCAGUCCUGGGACAGCCCGAGUAAUCUCUAAAACGUGAUUUCUGGAUCAUUUUG
Messenger RNA from Ornithorhynchus anatinus (platypus), 1888 nucleotides. RefSeq names its product inhibitory synaptic factor 2A (gene INSYN2A). Lineage: Eukaryota; Metazoa; Chordata; Mammalia; Monotremata; Ornithorhynchidae. The transcript is spliced from 3 exons. Gene Ontology annotation, biological process: inhibitory postsynaptic potential. Gene Ontology annotation, cellular component: postsynaptic density. The record is from RefSeq and is a predicted model, not a curated record. Bases 1 to 1242 code for a protein of 413 amino acids.